AUGCUGAACGGCAGGCGCACCGUGGUCGAGUUCUCACUCACCUCUCGUGCCGAAUGGCAGGCGCACUGUGGUCGAGUUCUCACUCACCUCACGUGCCGAACGACAGGCGCACCAUGGUCGAGUUCUCACUCACCUCUCAUGCCGAACGACAGAGGCGCAGUGGUUGAGUUCUCACUCACCUCUCAUACCAACCGGUUCAGCUCCUACUAUCGUUCACUUCCACUCUUCAACCUCCCCUUGGCUUGGGGACUUGGGGAACUACAUGAUCACCACCAUCGGCAUACGUUAGAGGACGCUCGUACCCGGGUCAGAAUGCCGGAGCUCAAGGACACAAGCAAGCCCCCAACCAAGAAGUCCAUUCUCGAUCGGAAACUUGGGGGACUCCUAUUUGUACCAUAUCUGACCCGCCACUCACGUCAUAACACGUGGAAAGUAAACAAGGCUGAGACCAGCUCAAUGAGCCAUGCCGAAAGCCAUGUCGAAAGGUCAAUCAACAUACUCCACCGAUUCAUACAUAGUCGUCAAGUUGGUAAGUGA
This is a messenger RNA of Prunus armeniaca (apricot), 537 nucleotides long. The record is from the annotation of a GenBank genome assembly. NCBI's taxonomy places the organism in Eukaryota, Viridiplantae, Streptophyta, Magnoliopsida, Rosales, Rosaceae.